GCUGGCAACCAAGGGGGUGCAUGCUGUCAAGGCUGAGCACUUGAGGCGCGCGGGCUGGCACAUGGGCAAGGCUUGCGAGGUGCAUGGACGAGGCCUAUGGGGUGCUGUGAGCUGGCCUGGGCGUGCUGGCGGCCUACAGGCACUAGCUGGGCAUGCGCGCAACUAG
Dovyalis caffra is the source of this 166-nucleotide messenger RNA. The record is from the annotation of a GenBank genome assembly. NCBI's taxonomy places the organism in Eukaryota, Viridiplantae, Streptophyta, Magnoliopsida, Malpighiales, Salicaceae.